AUGCUAUCGGCCACACACAGUAAUUUGAACACAGCAUCUAAUAUUCAAACAAUAAAAGAGAAACAGGCCGCUCAAAUCAUCAUUGCACAUAUUAGUUUAUUAUUAACAACUCUCAACAACAACAAUUUCGAAUCUGUGGAAAGAGAAAUUAGACAUAUUUUAGACAAAUCAUCCGUAGAUAUUUACAUAAAAGUUUGGCAGCGAUUAUUGACGUUAAGUUCUCGGGACAUAUUACAAGCGGGAAAAUUUUUACUUCAAGAAAAUUUACUGCAUAGAUUACUAUUUGAGUUUGCAAAGGAUUUACCAACGAAAAGCACAGAACUUCUUCAGCUUUUAAAACAACGAACCUUUGAAAACCAGGAGUUUUUGAAGCAAACAGGAAUUACAUUAUCACAUUUCAUUGAUCUAUUUGAUAAGUCUGCAAAUAAGGACAUUAUAGAAUCACUUGACCGUUCCUCUCAGAUUGAAAAUUUCAAAGCAAUUAAGAUGAAUCAUACAAAUUAUUUAAGGAAUUUUUUCCUCCAAACUACACCGGAAACAUUAGAGCCAAAUUUACGCGACUUAUUGCAUUCAUUGGAAGGUGAAAGCCUAAAUGACUUACUGGCCCUUUUACUAUCCGAAAUACUUUCGCCAGGGUCUCAGAGUUUACAAAACGAUCCUACAAGGAGUUGGUUGACACCUUCAAUAGUAUCAGACGCGACUAGUUGUGGUGAAGUUAUAGCAAGAUCCAUUAGUUCUGUAAAGUCGAACCAAAUAAAUUGGAAUCGCGUAUUCAAUUUAAUGUCAACAAAGUAUUUCUUAAGUGUACCAUUGAUGCCUACUACAGCUUCUUUGAGUUGCUUAUUUGCUGCAUUACACGAUGGUCCAGUUAUUGAUGAAUUUUUCAGUUGUGAUUGGAAAGUUAUUUUCAAGUUGGAUUUGGCCGUUCAAUUGAAUAAAUGGUCGGUACAGAACGGCUGUUUUGAUUUACUAAAUGUAGAAGGGACUAGAAAAGUUUCUGACUCGAUUCCGAACACAAAACAGUCCUUACUGUAUCUAUCAUCUAUUGCAUCAUUGAAUUUAGAAUUGUUCUUACAAAGGGAGGAAUUAUCUGAUAGUCCUAUGUUAGUUUACUUUCAAGAGUGCUUUUUUGAAGAUUUUAACUACGCUCCUGAAUAUCUUCUUUUGGCUCUAAUCAAAGAAAUGAAACGUUUUAUUUUGUUAAUAGAAAACAAGACAAUAAUCGAUGAGAUACUGAUUACAUUACUGGUUCAAGUUCAUAAUAAAUCACCAUCAUCAUUUAAGGACGUUAUUUCGACACUAACUGAUGAUUCCAAAAUCAUAGAAGCAGCUAAAAUAAUAAUUAAUUCUGAAGACGCCUCUAUUGCAAACUUUUUAAAAUCACUAUUAGAUGCUGGAAGGUUGGAGUCAGUAAUUAAUAAACUUUCCUUCAACGAAGCUUUUAGAAUCUUACCGUGCGCCAGACAGAUUGGUUGGGACGGGUUCGAUACUUUUCUAAAAACAAAAAUAUCACCAUCUAAUGUCGAUGUAGUACUGGAAACACUAGAAGCUCAAACAAAAAUGACUGAUGCGAACACUCAAUUCAGGUCUUUGAAAACAUUCGACUUGUUUGCUUUACGUUCUAUAAUUGAAGUACUGAACAAAUGCCCACUAGAUGUUCUCCAACUACAAAGGUUUGAAUCCUUAGAAUUUUCUUUAUUGAUUGCUUUCCCGAGACUGAUAAAUUUUGGGUUUGGGCACGAUGAGGCUAUUUUGGCCAAUGGUGACAUCACAGGAAUCAAUGGUGACAUCGAGAAGGAGAUGCAGAAUUAUUUACAGAAAAUGUAUAGCGGUGAAUUGGCCAUUAAAGAUGUCAUCGAACUUUUAAGGAAAUUAAGGGAUAGUGAUUUGCCAAGAGAUCAGGAAGUUUUUACGUGUAUUACACAUGCUGUUAUAGCAGAAUCGAGUUUUUUCCAAGAUUACCCAUUAGAUGCUUUAGCUACCACUUCUGUUCUCUUUGGAUCAAUGAUUCUUUUCCAAUUGUUACGUGGUUUCGUAUUAGACGUCGCAUUCAGGAUAAUCAUGAAAUUUGCCAAGGAGCCUCCUGAAUCUAAGAUGUUUAAGUUUGCUGUACAGGCUAUUUAUGCGUUUAGAAUACGUUUGGCCGAAUAUCCACAAUAUUGUAAGGAUUUGUUAAGAGAAGUUCCAGCGUUAAAAUCUCAGGCUCAAGUUUAUCAAUCCAUUGUGGAAGCCGCUACAUUAGCAAAUGCCCCAAAGGAAAGACCAAGACCCGUUCAGGAAAUGAUCCCAUUAAAGUUCUUUGUUGUUGAUGAGGUUUCAUGUCAAAUCAAUCAAGAUGGCGCCCCUAAAGACAUUGUAGAAAAGGUCCUUUUUGUUCUCAAUAAUGUUACACUUGCUAAUCUGAAUAAUAAGGUCGAUGAGUUGAAGAAAAAUUUAACGCCCAAUUACUUUUCUUGGUUUUCCACGUACCUAGUUACUCAAAGGGCCAAAACAGAGCCUAAUUAUCAUGAACUCUACAGCAAAGUUAUAGUUGCCAUGGGAUCAGGGUUACUACAUCAGUUUAUGGUCAACGUCACUUUGCGACAAUUGUUUGUUCUGUUAUCUGCAAAGGAUGAGCAAGCUAUCGAUAAAAGGCAUCUAAAAAACUUGGCCUCAUGGUUGGGAUGUAUAACAUUAGCUUUAAGCAAGCCAAUCAAACACAAGAAUAUUGCAUUCAGGGAAAUGUUACUCGAGGCCUAUAAGGAAAAGAGGUUGGAAAUAGUUGUCCCAUUCGUAACGAAGGUAUUACAGGGGGCUUCUGAAUCAAGAAUUUUCAAGCCACCAAAUCCAUGGACUGUUGGUAUAUUAAAGCUAUUAAUCGAAUUAAAUGAGAAAGCAAACUGGAAGUUAAGCCUGACUUUUGAAGUUGAGGUCCUAUUAAAGUCUUUCAAUUUAACCACCAAAUCUUUUAAGGCCUCAAAUUUCAUUGAUAUUCCAGAAAGUAUAGAAAAUUUAUCAGGGGCUUUAGGUUCAAUCACUUUGGAGCAACAGCAAACGGAGCAACAAAGGCAAAUUUUAUUGAUGCAACAACAUCAACAACAGAUGCUAUUAUAUCAGCAAAGGCAACAGCAGCAGCAACAAAGACAACAACAACAUCAUAUGAGUGCGAACACAAUUUCAGAUCAGCAAACGACCUUUGGCGGUGAGGGAACGGUUUCGCAUGAUAACCCUUUCAACAACUUACUCGGUUCCACUAUUUUUGUAACACAUCCCGAUUUGAAGAGGGUCUUCCAAAUGGCUCUAGCUAAGUCAGUUCGCGAAAUUUUGUUAGAAGUGGUUGAAAAAUCAUCAGGAAUUGCUGUUGUUACCACAACAAAAAUAAUUCUCAAAGACUUUGCUACUGAAGUUGAUGAGUCUAAAUUAAAAACUGCCGCAAUAAUAAUGGUAAGGCAUUUAGCACAAAGCCUGGCUCGGGCUACUUCUAUUGAACCGUUGAAAGAGGGUAUUCGUUCUACCAUGCAAUCACUAGCACCAAACUUGAUGUCUCUCUCCUCUUCUCCUGGAGAAGAACUUGACACAGCAAUAAAUGAGAAUAUUGGUAUUGCUUUGAUUCUGAUUGAAAAAGCAUCCAUGGACAAGUCUACUCAAGAUUUGGCAGACCAAUUGAUGCAGGCAAUUGCUAUUCGUCGUUAUCAUAAGGAAAGAAGGGCUGAUCAACCGUUCAUUACCCAAAAUACUAAUCCGUAUUCAUUAUCUUUGCCAGAACCUCUUGGCUUGAAGAAUGCUGGUGUUACUCCUCAACAAUUUAGAGUAUACGAAGAAUUUGGUAAGAAUAUCCCAAACUUGGAUGUUAUUCCAUUUGCUGGAUUGCCCGCUCAUGCUCCACCAAUCACUCAAAGCAUGAAUUUAUCUCAACCUCAACAGCAACAAGCGCAGUUGCCUACUCAACUCUUGACCGCCGAACAAAUAAGAGCCCAACAACAACAGCAAUUACAGAAAAAUCGGUUGAGUCAGCCAUCUCAAUCAGCUCAGCCACUGGGCGUUAAUGCCCCAAAUCAACAAGCUGGAAUUACUGCAGUUCAAUCAGACCUAGAGCAGAACCAGCGUGUUCUUGUACAUCUCAUGGAUAUUUUGGUUUCUCAAAUUAAAGAAAAUGCUGCGAAAAAUAACUUAGCUGAAUUGGGUGACCAAAACCAAAUUAAGACCAUUAUUUUCCAAAUUUUGUCAUUUAUCGCAAAGAGCGCACAAAAGGAUCAAUUAGCAUUAAAGGUCUCACAAGCUGUUGUAAAUAGUCUUUUUGCUACUAGUGAGAGUCCUCUUUGUAGAGAAGUUUUGUCCUUACUCUUGGAAAAGUUAUGUUCUUUGUCUCUCGUUGCUAGAAAGGAUGUUGUUUGGUGGUUAGUUUAUGCCUUGGAUAGCAGAAAAUUCAAUGUUCCAGUAAUCAGAUCUCUACUAGAAGUUAAUUUGAUUGAUGCUACAGAAUUAGAUAACGUUUUGGUCACUGCAAUGAAGAAUAGAAUGGAAAACUCUACUGAAUUUGCUAUGAAACUGAUCGAGAAUUCCGUGUUAUCUGAUGAUUCCAUCCUGAUGAGGAUGGACUUUAUCAAAACCCUAGAACACUUGACUUCUUUAGAGGAUGAAAACGUAAAGAAAUUUAUGAAAGAAUUCGAAGAUACUAAGAUAAUGCCGGUGAAGAAAGGUACCAAGACUAGCAGGACAGAAAAAUUUUAUUUGGUGUUUACAGAGUGGGUAAAAUUACUUCAAAGAGUUGAAAAGAACGACGUGAUUACUACCGUAUUUAUUAAGCAAUUAGUGGAGAAGGGCGUUAUAAGCGAUACUGACAACUUAAUCACAUUUGUGAAAAGCUCUCUUGAACUUUCAGUGUCUUCAUUCAAAGAAAGUGAUCCAACUGAUGAAGUGUUCAUUGCUAUCGAUGCGCUGGGAUCGUUAAUUGUUAAGCUUUUAAUUUUGCAAGAUUUCAAAGAUACUACAAGAAGAGACUAUAUCAAUGCAAUCUUUUCAGUCAUCGUUUUAGUAUUCGCCAAGGAUCACAGCCAAGAGGGUACGACGUUCAAUGAAAGACCAUAUUUCAGACUAUUCUCAAACAUCUUGUACGAGUGGGCCACCAUUAGAACACACAAUUUUGUAAGGGUAUCUGAUUCUGUAACUAGACAAGAGCUGAUUAAAUUUGACCCAGUGUUUUACAAUACCUUCUCAGAAUAUUUGCAUUCUUUACAACCAUUUGCCUUUCCUGGAUUCUCAUUCGCGUGGGUCACACUAUUAUCACACAGGAUGUUAUUACCAGUCAUGUUGAGACUACCCAAGAAGAUGGGCUGGGAAAAAUUAAUGCUUUUGAUAAUCGAUUUGUUUAACUUUUUGGAUCAGUACACAAGUAAACAUUCUGUAUCCGAUGCUGUUUCUGUUGUUUACAAAGGAACACUUCGUGUUAUAUUAGGAAUUUCCAAUGAUGUACCAUCAUUUUUGAUUGAAAAUCAUUAUGAAUUAAUGAAUAAUCUACCUCCAACGUAUUUUCAACUAAAGAAUGUCAUUCUAUCUGCUAUUCCUAAACACAUGACUGUGCCGAACCCAUACGAUGUGGAUAUAUCUAUGGAAAAUAUUCCGUCAUGUAAGGAGCUACCUGAAGUGUUCUUUGAUCCUGUGAUUGAUUUACACUCUUUAAAGAAACCAGUUGACAACUAUCUUCGUAUCCCUUCCAAUUCGUUAUUAAGAACCAUUUUAAAUUCCGUUUACAAAGAUACGUAUGACAUAAAAAAGGGCGUCGGAUAUGAAUUUUUAUCUGUUGAUAGUAAAUUAAUCCGAGCCAUCGUACUACAUGUAGGUAUUGAAGCAGGAAUAGAGUAUAAAAGAACAUCUUCAAAUGCGGUAUUCAAUACGAAAUCUUCUUAUUACACUUUAUUGUUUAACCUGAUCCAAAACGGUAGUAUUGAAAUAAAACAUCAAAUUAUACUGGCUAUUGUGGAACAAUUGAGAUAUCCAAAUAUCCACACCUAUUGGUUCAGCUUUGUAUUGAUGAACAUGUUCAAAAGCGAAGAAUGGAGUGACCAGAAGCUUGAAGUUCAGGAACUAAUUUUAAGAAACUUUCUGAAAAGAAUAAUUGUUAACAAACCUCACACGUGGGGUGUAUCUGUCUUCUUCACUCAAUUGAUUAAUAGCGAUGACAUCAACCUUUUAGAUCUACCCUUUGUACAGAAUGUUCCUGAAAUAAAGCUUAUUUUACAACAGCUAGUCAAAUAUUCGAAAAAGUACACAAAUCAUGAACAAGAUGACAAAUCCGCCACCAUCGAUAGGGGACAAACUCCCCUUCAAUCCAACGCAUAA
Molecule: messenger RNA, 6318 nt
Organism: Saccharomyces mikatae IFO 1815
Lineage: Eukaryota; Fungi; Ascomycota; Saccharomycetes; Saccharomycetales; Saccharomycetaceae
Gene: CDC39
Product: CCR4-NOT core subunit CDC39
Exons: 1
Coding region: 1-6318 (2105 amino acids)
Biological process (GO): nuclear-transcribed mRNA catabolic process, deadenylation-dependent decay
Cellular component (GO): CCR4-NOT core complex; P-body
Molecular function (GO): molecular adaptor activity
Source: RefSeq, a predicted model, not a curated record